Molecule: messenger RNA, 3604 nt
Organism: Myripristis murdjan (pinecone soldierfish)
Lineage: Eukaryota; Metazoa; Chordata; Actinopteri; Holocentriformes; Holocentridae
Gene: limk2
Product: LIM domain kinase 2
Exons: 16
Coding region: 279-2279 (666 amino acids)
Biological process (GO): actin cytoskeleton organization; protein phosphorylation
Cellular component (GO): cytoplasm; nucleus
Molecular function (GO): protein binding; ATP binding; protein serine/threonine kinase activity
Source: RefSeq, a predicted model, not a curated record
UCCGCUCUCCGUACAGGAAUGUGGACUGCAUUACGUCACUUAUCCUGCCAGCAGCGACACAGCAGCGUCGUCCAAAAGGAGUUACUCGCUUUUUUUCCUGUGGAUAACUUAAACGCAUUUAAUUGUUAUUUGUUCACCCUCCUAACUUAGACUUUGGCGUUUGAAAGUCCUGCUUUGACGUGUGGAGUAAUGAAACAUUCAGGCGUGCAUCGUAGCCCCCCUGCUUCACUAUGAGAAGUUUGUGAAAGAAGCCCAAGUACCGACGACUGAGAGAUUAGAUGGAGGAACUGGAAGGUACAGACGGACGUGUGUGUGCGGGUUGCGGGGGACGAAUUCAAGACUCGUUUCAUAAGAAAGUCCUUCAAGACACCUGGCACAACGCCUGCUUUCAGUGCUCUGUGUGCUGUGACCACCUGAUUAACUGGUACUAUGAGAAGGACGGAAAGCUGUACUGUCGCAACCACUACUGGGAGAAGUUCGGAGAGCUUUGUCAUGGCUGCUCUCUGCUCAUGACUGGACCUGCCAUGGUGGCUGGGGAAUACAAGUAUCACCCGGAGUGCUUUGUGUGUCUGAGCUGCAAGGUGGUGAUUGAGGAGAGGGAUACCUACGCUUUAGUGGAGCGAUCCAAACUCUACUGUGGAAAGUGCUACAAGCAAGUGAUCCUGACACCUAUGUUGGAAAAGCGUUCACCCGACUCUGUCCUCGACUCCCUCCCCCACACAGUGACCCUCAUCUCCAUGCCCUCCGCUGCCAACGGCAAGAGGGGCUUCUCCGUCUCCGUGGUGAGGGACAUGGCCGGCGGCUUGGCCAGCGUUCAAAUCAAAGAGGUUAGAGGUAUGCUCAUCAGUCCAGAGGUGCGGAAUGCCAUCCACGUCGGGGACAGGAUCCUGGAGAUCAACGGCCUUCCAGUCGGCACAUUGAUGGAGGAGGAGGUGGACGACCUUAUCCACCGCACUAGCCAGACGCUGCAGCUCCUUAUUGAAUAUGAUCCAGUCAGGCAGCGUUUGGACAGGCUCAGACUGGGAUCCUCGCAGAACCAGCUGGGAGUCCCGGCCACCUCCCGCAUGCGCCUGUGCUCACCCUCUCAUGCCAUUGUGGAGAGAACCGAUGUGGUUGAUGACGGCACACUGAAAAGGAGAUCUUUGAGGCGUAGUAACAGUAUAUGCAAGUCGCCGGGGCCUACGUCUCCCAAAGAGCACCCUAGUUUCACUCGGGACAUUGGACGCUCUGAAUCUUUGCGAUCCUCCAGCAGCUGCUCUCAUCGCAUCUUCCGGCCCUGUGACCUCAUCCACGGCGAGGUGCUGGGAAAAGGCUUCUUCGGACAAGCCAUCAAGGUGACUCACAAAGCCACAGGAGAGGUGAUGGUGAUGAAGGAGUUGAUCCGCUGUGAUGAGGAGACGCAGAAGACUUUCCUGAAAGAGGUCAAAGUAAUGCGGAGCCUGGACCAUCCCCAUGUUUUGAAGUUCAUUGGUGUGCUAUAUAAGGACAAGAGGCUUAAUUUGAUAACUGAGUUUAUUGAGGGCGGCACACUGAAGGAUUUCAUCCGAGACACGGACCCAUUUCCAUGGGAGCAAAGGGUCAGCUUUGCAAAGAGCAUUGCCUCUGGAAUGUCUUACCUUCAUUCAAUGAGCAUCAUACACCGAGAUCUCAACUCUCACAACUGCCUGGUUAAACUGGACAACACCGUGGUCGUUGCUGACUUUGGACUCUCCCGGCUCAUAGUCGAGGAGAAAGUCAAACCUCCAGCUGAAAAACCUGCCUCCAAGAAGAGGGUGUUCAGACGUAUUGACCGUAAGAAGCGUUACACUGUGGUGGGAAACCCUUACUGGAUGGCUCCUGAAAUGCUAAAUGGUAAACGCUAUGAUGAGAAGGUGGAUAUUUUCUCCUUUGGGAUUGUGCUUUGCGAGAUCAUUGGGCAGGUUUACGCAGACCCUGAGUGCCUUCCCAGGACUCUGGACUUUGGCCUGAAUGUUGACAAGUUCAUGGAGAAGUUCCUCCCUGAAGACUGUCCACCGCCUUUCUUUCCUCUGGCUGUGGCCUGUUGUGACCUCAUACCAGACAACCGGCCGCCCUUCCAGAAGCUGGAGGACUGUUUUGAAGCUCUCGCCUUCAAUCAGGAGCUGGGCAUCCCCCUGCCGGCCGAACUGGACGAACUGCACCAGAGCCUGUGUCGCCUUCACUGGCCCAAAGACAGCCCCACAUCUCAGAGCACAGAUGAACCGUCAACCCCAACACCAGCCUCUUCAGACAGCACCAAGGACACAGACAGUGGCACCUAGCAUCAGUGCUGCUUCGGUCUACAACCUGCCUCUUAGACCCAUCUGGACUGCUGCACUAAUCAAAGUGGGCGAGCAAGAGAGGAAAAAGUGAAACUGGAUAACCUGAGGUAGCUGCACCAGUCUGCACCCCAUGUGGGACCUUAACUGUAAAGAGUGCCAGUGAACUGCAAUACGAGUGAAAACAAAGGAGGAGACGCAUUUCAAGAGGGGAAGUUUCUGUUUUUCUUAACUCAAGUCUUCAAACAUGCAGGGUUAUAAUGAUGUUUACUAUGUAUUUAUAGAACAGUAUCUAACUCUCUGUGGUCCUGUGCCUGACAAAUGAGGAGAAUCUAUAAAUGGUGGAUUUCUUUUCUUUCUUUCUUUCUUUUUUUUUUUAAUUUAAUGAGUCCCCAAGUGAAAGCAGUUUUGUUUUGUGUGGCCUGUCUCUAUCUUUCCACUCGACUCUGCAGUUAUUGUCUGCUAUGUGUGGAAUGCAGAGAUCAGUCCUUACCCAUGAGAAGACUCACUUCGCCACAGCAGCAAAGAAAACAGAGAUGCUUGACAGUUUGGCUGAUUGACAAGUCAGAGUAAACGGAGGGUAGGGCUUUUGGACGGAAUUUUGUUUACCAUGGAGAGGACAGGCGCGGCUGAUGUAGUAGUAGAAGAAGAAAAACAACCAUCAAGGAGGCCCAGGACACUGCUCUUAGGUGAAGAGAGCAUCCAAUCUUUUACAUCCUGAUUUAAUUGAAAAAGCUUCUUUGAUGUAAACAUCGCUGACCUGAGCUUUCACAGGAUGUUACAUGUAUGGUAAAUAGGAUAAUGAUUUUUUCUUCGACCACUGAAUUAACACAAAUUUGAUGUCUUUACUUUUGCUAUACUAUGUUGCUAAAAUAUCUUGUUAACCACUUGGUGCUUUGUUAAAAAAAAAAAAAAUGGGGCAGUAGGUCCUUUUUUUUGUCUUUUUCUUUUUUUAAGCCACCCUCAUCAUGCACCAUCAAACAUAAUCAUGUAAGCUUAAUCUUGCUGCUGUGAUCAUCCAUGUGACCCUGGUAUGUGUUUAUGGGGCUCUGCUCCCUUAAGACAGUGUGCAACUUGCUAAAAACAUGAUCUGUACAGAAUACAAACUGGAUUUAUAUAUUUUUCUGAAGAAAUUUGUAUAAAUUUGUACAUAUGUCUCUAAUUGAAUUUCAUUUUGUAAUGGGAAUUACAGAUUUGUAGAUUUUUUUUUUUUGUAGAAAAUUGGAAGUUUUGCCUUUUGCUAGCAUCAUGCAAGGUACUGACCACCAGUUGUAACCACUAUUAUUUGUAUCAUUGUAGUGUUUCAUAAAUAAACAUUAUGAAAGCAG